GCUGCGCUUCUAGGUUUUCUUAACCAACAACUUAUGAUCAAGGCUUCUCCUCUCAAAUGGUAAGUUGGACCGAGCAAGGCCGAUAGCAAGAGGACGGAAAAUGGAGGAAACCUUCGAAGUUCGUGUCAAGCGUUUGUUCGGAUCCCAGCUCUUCGAAUCGGUUCCCCUGAGCUCUUUUCCGGAGUCUUCGUGGUCCGUGGCCGACGGCGAGGUUGAGCGGAAGGAAUGGAACCGGGACCCCGGCGCUGGUCCCGACAGAUCGGAUUAUCCGUGUUCCUCCGCGUUCGCUGAAGGAGGAUGCUAUGCGAAGAAGCGUAGCACUCGGAGGGCUUCAAAGCAGGAGUUCGAAUCGGAUAUGGAUGAGUUCGAUGAUGACGCUGACACGGAGAGCCGAAAGGCGGUGGAAGAGGAGGAGGAGGAGGAGGAAGAGAAGGAUGAAGGGGACGAUCGGAAUGCAGAGGAGUCGGAGAUCAGAUCUUUCGUAGGGCUCGAUCCAACCCUCGACAAUGAGGAUGAAGAGGAUGAAUUUGAUAGAGCUGCUUUGGGCAAAGAUGAUGAUGCUGGUGAACGAUUAUACAUGAGGGAUGUAAAAAAUCGUGGACCUCACUUAAAUUAUCACUGUAUAUUUGCAGAUGUGGUCGAAGCGCCAUAUGCUGGGUCUUACCAUUUCUACAAGGAUCCCCGUGCUGAUCACUUCGCUGCAGGCGUGCGGCUUGAGGAAGAAAAGAAAGCAGCUGAAAAUUAUUCUGUUCCAAAUUAUAGUAAAGAUGAACACCCUUCUUCUACCACUGGUUUGCUAGAGGACAUAAAGUUGAAGCCUAUUCUAAAGAGAAAAGAGGCACAUGAUGAUUCAAAGCCAAAGAAACGAGUUAGAUUUGACCCUGGCUGCAAAGCUGAUAAUGAUGAGGUACCCACUCAGGAUUCUGCCAUGUUCUCGCUUUCCAUGGAGGUCCCUGCUGCUGCUGCUGCUGAUCCGAACCCUGUAAUGUUAGAAGAAUCCCCAGGGCUUCCUGAUUAUGUGAGGAAUCCUUCUAAGUAUACCCAUUACACCUUUGACUCUUAUGAAGAUGACGAUUUGGCAAAUAUUAGUGCAUUUGAAGACCUGCAAAAUGUCUACAAGAAAUUGAAUCCCGAGCAGCUGCACCAGCAGUUCACCACCGUGGAGCCUCCAAAGUCCAUUACAUUCAGCCCUCGCAGGAAAUCAAUUGAUGCUAUGCCAGUUGAUAAUGAAUCGGGAGAUAUUCAAGAAAACCGCAUCAGAAAAGAAUUCCUUCAAAGUGAUUUAUGGGUGUGUCCAUCUGUUGGAAUAGCAGCUGCUGAAUCUUAUGAAGGUGGGGUUUGUAAGAUGGAUGAAGAUGAUGAUGAUGUAGAGGCACCCAUUUCGGACGAAAGGGUAGAUCCUUCAAGAAGAGGGCGGAAGUAUCGUUCUAGAGCUAACUCUGAUGAUUAGAACUUCAUGCUUUGUAUGUCACUCUUAGCUUCUUUUAAGCAUUUAAGAGUUGGAACUCUUUAUCAAUUAAGAUGAUGUGAAGUAAUGCAGCAAGUCCUUAAAUACUCUAUAGCUGUAUCAUAUGAAAAAUCAUUUCUAUAUAUAUAUUUUUCCAUUAUAGCUUUA
Messenger RNA from Dendrobium catenatum, 1615 nucleotides. RefSeq lists its product as uncharacterized. The transcript is spliced from 2 exons. Bases 101 to 1450 code for a protein of 449 amino acids. The record is from RefSeq and is a predicted model, not a curated record. NCBI's taxonomy places the organism in Eukaryota, Viridiplantae, Streptophyta, Magnoliopsida, Asparagales, Orchidaceae.